Molecule: messenger RNA, 2247 nt
Organism: Filobasidium floriforme
Lineage: Eukaryota; Fungi; Basidiomycota; Tremellomycetes; Filobasidiales; Filobasidiaceae
Product: putative D-lactate dehydrogenase cytochrome oxidoreductase protein
Exons: 15
Coding region: 173-1951 (592 amino acids)
Biological process (GO): lactate catabolic process
Cellular component (GO): mitochondrion
Molecular function (GO): FAD binding; D-lactate dehydrogenase (NAD+) activity; D-lactate dehydrogenase (cytochrome) activity
Source: RefSeq, a predicted model, not a curated record
GGACGUUGAAUAUCGUUGUGUCCCUUCGGUGAUCGAUGUGGAUAUUUCGAUCGAGUGUGCCACUGCUACACCCAGAGCCCACUGGCCACUGGAAGAGUAACAAAUCCUAGACACCAUACCCAUAGGCCAAUACCUUUAAGGACUCAUAAGGGCGCAACGAGGUACCGUUACGAUGAUCCCCCGCGCUCUCCGACUCGCACAACCCGUUCGGCUCGUCCCGGUCUCAUUCCGGCGUUCCCUAUCCAGCUCGUCGCUCCGAUAUUCCUCGGAGCUCGCACGCAAGAAGCCUGACACCACGGCCAGCCCUCGAUUUCGGUAUUCUGGGUUCUCACCCAAUCAGUCCUUUGCCAUCUCCUUUCUCACCAUCUUCGGAGCCGGCGCUCUAGGCUAUGCAUUGUCUUCCCUGCUCGAAUCCCAGGGAGUGCACUUGUUCUCUUCAGCACCGCCCAAGAACACGCCUCUAGACCUCGAUCCAAAGGACGAGAGCGUCACCGGACCCGGAACGUUCAGACCUGUGCACGGGAGCAAGAAGGCUUACGAUGCGGCGAUCGUUGCCCUUAGAGCUUCGUUCCAGAAGAAAGGCAAGGAGGACAAUGUCUCGACGGAUGAGGAUGAUCUGAGGUCACAUGGGAUUAAUGACUGGAGUUACCACGGAAGCCAUCCCGCUAGUGUCGUCGUCUGGGCAGAAAGCAUCGAAGAUGUCAAGGAAGUCGUAGACAUUUCCCGCAAGUUCAAGGUCCCUAUCACGCCGUACUCUGGCGGAACAUCGCUGGAAGGCCACUUCAGUAGUCCGUAUGCGGGUAUAUCGCUAGAUAUGUCGCGUAUGGACAGAAUUUUGCAGAUAAAUGAGGCAGACGGGGACGUAGUCGUCGAGCCUGGUGUCAAGUGGGAAGACCUAAACGCCGAGCUCAAGAAGAAGGGUAUCCCUCUUUUCUUCCCGCUCGAUCCUGGACCAGGGGCGACGAUCGGGGGGAUGAUGUCGACAGGAUGUUCUGGCACGAACGCCGUUCGAUACGGGACCAUGCGAGGGGAAUGGGUCUUAAAUGCCACCGUGAUGCUGCCAAAUGGAGAUAUCAUCAAGACGAGACAAAGAAGCAGGAAGAGUAGCGCAGGAUGGGAUACCACCAAGAUGUUCAUCGGUGCAGAGGGCACGUUGGGCAUCAUCCUGCAAGCAACAUUGAAGCUUGCUCCUCUUCUCCCUACGCGGGUAGCAGUAGUCAGCUUCGAUACGGGUGUAGAGGCCGCCGUGCGCGCAGCUACGGAAACUGUCACAGCGGGUCUACCUAUUCAGUGUGUCGAAUUCUUGGAUGCGCUCACGAUGAAGGCGAUCAAUCAGGGGGGUCUGGCAGGCAGAGAGUUCAAGGAGAAAGAUACCCUGUUCUUCAAGCUGCAAGGCUCCGACCGCUCGAUGGGCGAGAUAGCAGAGACGCUGCAGGCGAUAACAAAGAAGCAAGGCGGUAUCGGAUUCGAAUUCGCUGGAAGCGACGCCGAAGCAGAGGCUGCAUGGCAGGGUAGGAAGGCUGCUCUCUGGAGUGUACAGGCGUUGAAGGAGAAUGGCAGGGUGUGGACCACGGAUGUUUGUGUGCCGAUCUCAAAACUGCCGCAGCUGGUCAGGGAAACAUCAGAAGAUGCGGUUCGACGUGGAUUAUUGGCUUGUCAUUUCGGUCAUGUGGGCGAUGGCAAUGUUCACAGCCUGUUCGUAUUCCAAAAUGACGAAGAAUUGGAGGAGAUCAAGGAUGCCGUUCACGUCAUGGUCGAGCGAGCCAUCGCACUAGACGGAACCUCGUCUGGAGAACACGGUGCAGGGAUGGGCAAAGCUGAAUUCCUCAAGCCGGAACUCGGCGAGGAAACCGUCCGUCUAAUGCAUACUAUCAAGCGCACAAUCGAUCCAGAUAACUUGUUCAACCCGGGCAAGAUCUAUGUGGAUAUCAAGCCGACGCAGCGGGAAUAAUGAGGUAUAAUAGCCGGGAAGUCGGAAAGAGAGAUUUCGAGACAAUCGGCGAUAGCAAGUAGCCUGGAUGGUAUUUUGCUACAGGAGGGCGGAUCGUAUCGUCAUUGCCAUCAUUGGCUUGAUGUAUUCGCCAAUGUUAAGGGCUGUACCGGUAUCAAGCUUGACGCUUCGCCCGGAAGCGCCGCGCCGUCGGCCGCCUGGUCUCGGUCCCGCUUCUUCGCCUUGAGCUUCUUCUGUCUCAAACGAUUCUUCUCUGUCGCUUGAGCUCGCUGCUCAGCCAACUUUCGCUCCUUGGC